CGAUCAGCUACGACGACUUUUCAAAUUUGCGCGGAUGAAUAAGAAAAACAAAAAGAACCAACAGACGAGACGACCGACACAAGAGAAACAGCAAUACACGAAAAACAAAAGAAAAAAAACACCACAGACCAUAAGACAACCCCACCAAGCAUAAACACGAGCCUGCGACUGAGGGUUUUAGCCAUGAGGGCAAGCUAGAAUUUCCACGCCGAACUACACAAAACGCAUUCCAAAAACGCAUCAAUCAAAUCUAUGUUGCAAAUUGUGGCAGCCGGCGAUGAUGCAACCAAAGCCGUCAACGAGCGAAUGAAAGGACAGCAAGUCAAUGCAGCGCACAAGGAGACAUUCAGAGCAACCAAUCGACCAGUCAUUCAUCUGGCGCAACAAAAACACCAAUCCAAUACUUCAUUCAUCUAUUGCCAACCAGAGAGAUCCUCACAAUCACAAUCAUCACCAUCAACGGCAAACAAAAACACACUACUAAUCCCCCCCCCCUCUACUCUGUGAUGUGUAUAGGGUAUGGCCAUGGAACAGCAGCAAAAAAAGGGUUAAAGUGAAUCUAGAGAAUUGUGCUGGAGACUAGUGUUGCGUAAACAAUCUUUAAAUAAACAUCGUUACAAUUGCAAAGAACGGUUAAACAAAUAAAAACCUCAUGUUAGAAAAAAAAAGAGAAAAACGAAAGAAAUGCCCCUAAAAUUUAUGCAAAAGUCUCAGAAAAUUUAAGUGAUCUUUUAAAGAUAGUGUUUUUUGUGAUUACACAGUUACAACAACAAAAAGUGAUCAACAAACUAUAACAAUUAAACAUACAUAUGUACAUUCAGAGGAAUUAUCACACAGCGGCGCCAUGCAGUGCCACAUAAUGGCAACAAAAGAAGUGAAACAUUAGUCUACCUGUCAUCACUCACUCCUCAUUCGCUCACUCACUAACUGCUCGGUAGUAGUAGCCGCGCGCGGCAAUACCAAAAAAUUUCCACAACUACCAUAUGACGGAUUACCAAAAAAAAGGAACAAUAACAACAACAAAACUCAAGCUGAUCGUUUGUUAGAUAGGCUCACACUCUCUCUUUUGCUCUCUGAAAACCGAAAGGAAUACGGAAAAGUCCGCCAAGUGACCAGGCUAUUGAGCUAGCAAUUCAUUCAAAACUAGCCAGCUGGAUAUAGAAAAAAUAAAAAAAAAAUAGAAAAAUCUAUUGUGUGUUGAAGAAAAGAAUAAGAAGAAGAAGACGAUCAAUAAGACAAAAGGAAGAAGAAAGAAUAACAACAAGGAUCAAAUAAAAUAUUAGAAAACUAAAAAAUCUAAACUUUAAAGAAGAAAAAAUGUUCUAAAUUUAAAUAAAAAAAUUCGGGAAAUUAAAAAAUGGUAUUAAUUAAGUGUUUUAUUUUAUAUAAACAAUAUUUAUAUUAACAAAUUUUAAAAAAUUAAAAAAAAUUUUUAAUUAAAAAGAAAAAUCAUCGAACCACAAAAAAGAGGAAUCCAACAUUCGUUUAACUCAAGCAAAGGAAAGUGUAUAAAAAAAUUAAAUUUAAUAAAAUUAUAUAAGUGAUGCUCUAAAUUUAAAAAAAAUAAUACAAUUUAUACGCCACGAAGUUAAAAAAAAAUUCAUUUGUUUUUCCUUACGUGCUUACUCACAUAUGGAAUCAAGAGAAACCCCCACAAAAAAUAACUAACCAAGUGCUACAGCAAUUUUAAAUAUUUACUUAAACGAACAACGUUUGUAAAAAAAUAUCCUUCAUUUAAAACAAGUGGUUAUUAUAAACGAAAAUCGGAAUAAUUCAUCGACCAAAGCAAAAGACCAGCAACAUGUUAACUGACAUGACACCGACGGCCGGCCAACUGUAUGGCUCACAAAUACCCGCAAUGGGUAUGAAUAUCACCAACAUAGCAACACAUUUGCAGAAACCAACAGUUAAUCCGGAUCAUCCCAGUUUAAGGGGCACCCCAUUGGCUAUGUUGGCCGCCCAGUGCAAUAAAUUGAGCAGUAAGUCUCCACCACCAUUAGCGGAUGCUGCUGUGGGCAAGGGAUUUCAUCCGUGGAAGAAAAGCCCCACCUCACCUACGCAUCACUCGCAAACGAACAAUUCUACCACAUCUAAUAACAAUAAUAAUAACAACAACAACACUUCAACAGGUUCGAGCAGUUCAAAUGCCUCAGUGGGACAACAUUCACCAUGUGCUAUAUCAUCGACGGCCUCCUCGACCAACUCAUCAGCGGUGGGUGGUACAAGUAGCAACCAUUCCAGCAUAGGAGGUUCCUCGGCGGCAGGCAAUUCCCUAACAUCAAGGAGUCUGGCAGGCAGUGGCAUCAACACCAUGGUCAAUAUAACCGCAAGCAUUUAUCCUUACAGUCGACCGAUAACAUCAUCCUGUGCUGCCGUCACCACCCCCUCGGCUUAUGGCAGUGAUUUAUUCUAUCCCAAUUCGUCAACAAGCACUGGCGGCAUGGUGGCCGACAAUCAUCAUAUGCAUCAAGGCCUGCUGGGCAAAGUGGAGGGAGCCACCUUUGGUUCGGUGUAUUCGCGUCAUCCCUAUGACUGGCCUUUCAAUGCGGUAACCGCUCAAGCCCAUAAGGCGGCGGAGGCAGCCAGCGUCAAUAGUGGCUGGUGGGAUAUGCAUAGUGCAGCAGCUGCUGGCAGCUGGUUGGAUAUGGGCGGUGCCGCUGGCAUGCACUCGACCAUGGCUAAUUAUGCCACGGCCAGCUCAGACUAUUCCUCAGCCUUAAGUCAUUCACUUUCGAAUACUGCCCAUUUGUUGGGCUCGGGCCAGCAUUUGCUGCAGGACACCUACAAGAGUAUGCUGCCCAGUCAGGGGGUGGGAGGUUUCUCUCUGCCCCACAGUUCGCCCUCGGCAGGCUCCAGCGCCUCAGCACCACAGUCAUCAUCGCCCACCACACCUUCGUCUAGAUCGCAAAGACGCUAUGCUGGAAGAGCCACCUGUGAUUGUCCCAAUUGCCAGGAGGCCGAAAGGCUGGGUCCUGCUGGAGUGCAUCUAAGAAAAAAGAACAUUCACUCCUGCCACAUACCGGGUUGUGGUAAAGUCUAUGGCAAAACUUCGCAUCUAAAGGCCCAUCUGAGAUGGCACACCGGUGAAAGGCCAUUUGUGUGCAAUUGGCUAUUUUGUGGUAAACGUUUUACCCGUUCCGAUGAGUUGCAAAGACACCUGAGAACCCAUACAGGCGAGAAGCGUUUCGCUUGCCCUGUAUGCAAUAAACGCUUUAUGCGCAGCGAUCAUCUGGCCAAGCAUGUGAAGACCCAUAAUGGCACUGGAACGGGCAUCAAAAAGGGUUCCUCUGAGUCGUGCAGUGACUCCGAAGAGCCCAAUAACCAAUCGGGAGAUUCAAAUGGCCUCAACUCAUCGGGCAAUGGCAACUCGGGUAGCAAUAGUCAUCCUGGAACGCCCAAUUCCCAUCAGACGGCAAGUAAUUCGCAGAGUCAUGGUCAGGGUGCAGGAUUGCAUAUGUCACCACAUCAUCAUAUGUCCAGUGGUUCGCCUGUCAUGUUGAGUCAUCAACAGCAUCAGCAGUUGCAGCAACAGCAACAACAGCAUCAACAACAACAACAACAACAGCAGCAGCAACAACAACACCAUCAGCAACAGCAGCAGCAACAACAUCAUUUGCAACAGCAACAACAGCAGCAACAACAACAGUCGCACCCCCACGCCCACAUGCAUGCGCACACUCACCAUCACCACCAUCAUUUGUUGGGUUCGAACUCGGCCGCCUCCAGUCCAGUGCUGGAUCAUCACAGCACUCUUGUGGAUAUUAAGCCCCCAAUGGUUUGAGGCUCACUGGGACCCUUUCUGUUCAGUAACUGAGCAGAAGCUGGGUCCUAUCUCAAGGAUUUUAUAAAAACUUUAGCAUUAUUUGAGGGAUAUGAUAGUAGCCUGUAAGCAAAGCAAGGCCAGUGCAGCGACGAACAGCGUAUGGAAAUGGUAUGAUAGGCAUCUCUAUAGACAUAGAUAGGUGAAGACCGCAAAGGGCUUUUUGUGUAUAAAAGAUGAUGAAUUGGAGGAAAGAGAGCUAUAAGAGUUAUAAUAACACAAAAUAGAGCUAAUCUUAAGAAGCAUUCAGAAACACACGAGUUGCAGCAUUGCAAUCAUAAUUAAGAGCAUAAAAGAUGCCGAAUUAUUUAUAUUUAAUUAGUAAUUUAAAUAUGCAAAAAAAAAAAACAAUAAAACUUGAUAAUUUUGUAAAUAUUUCCAAAAACAAUCACCCUUAACUAAAUUAAGUGUAGUCGAAAAAGCAAGAAAAACUAGAAAUAAAAAAUAAAUUUAAAAAAAAACUAUGAAAUUUUGAAAUUAUUGUAUCCAAAAUAGAUUCAAAAUUUAUUUGUGGAGAGAAUAGUAUGACGAUAUUUAAUUCGCUAAGGUCAGAGGUGAAAUUUAUAGGGUCAAACCGACAAGGGUUAUGGCGAGGAAAGUAGCGGAAAGAAAAUAGCAAGUGGUAGAAAAUAUGUUAAGAAACUUUUCGUCUUAAGAGUUAUCAUAUCACCGUUCUCGACCAAACCGGCCAUGGAUGUCGAGAUUCCAAAACUACUCACUAUUCCAAAUUCUGUCAAGGACGGGUUUAUGAACCCAUGACCUUAAAUUGGGAGAUCUGUCCAUACGGCAAAUUGGAUAAGGUUUCAGGCCUUUUAUGAGCCUUAAACCUUAAAUCGGGAGAUCAGUUUAUAUGACAGUCA
Molecule: messenger RNA, 4680 nt
Organism: Stomoxys calcitrans (stable fly)
Lineage: Eukaryota; Metazoa; Arthropoda; Insecta; Diptera; Muscidae
Gene: Sp1
Product: transcription factor Sp9
Exons: 3
Coding region: 1802-3781 (659 amino acids)
Biological process (GO): regulation of transcription by RNA polymerase II
Molecular function (GO): DNA-binding transcription factor activity, RNA polymerase II-specific; RNA polymerase II cis-regulatory region sequence-specific DNA binding
Source: RefSeq, a predicted model, not a curated record